This is a messenger RNA of Bradysia coprophila, 2851 nucleotides long. RefSeq names its product LEM domain-containing inner nuclear membrane protein MAN1 (gene MAN1). Gene Ontology annotation, biological process: negative regulation of BMP signaling pathway; nuclear envelope organization. Lineage: Eukaryota; Metazoa; Arthropoda; Insecta; Diptera; Sciaridae. The record is from RefSeq and is a predicted model, not a curated record. Gene Ontology annotation, molecular function: chromatin DNA binding.
UUAACACAAUCGCUGUCAUUCUCGCACAAUUUGUUUGUACUGAAAAUUCGACGGUGUGAUAAAAAAUAAUAAUUUCUUUAUUUACCGAAUGCUAUUUGUGUUGAAAGUAUUCGUAUUCAUUAAUCAGCGCACAUUUUAUUGUUACGAAUCAAUUAAAAUGCACUCGAAUACAAGCAUUGAAUGACGCAUCAAAGAACUAUAAAUAGAUCGUCGAGACUAGACAGUUUUAGUGAGGUUAUAUUUUUAUUUGUUUGAUAGAACACAAUAAUACCACAAAAUAAUAUCGAAAAUGGAUCACUUGAAUUCGUUGAGUGACCAAGAACUGAGACAGAGAUUGCUACAGUAUGGACUUAAUUUACCGAUCACCCACUCAACGCGCAGUACGUUGAUCAAAAAACUUCGCAUGCAUAUGGAUAAUGAACAAAAAAAACUCAAACAGGCAACAUCAUUGGUGACAAGAUAUUCGUCGGAUGAAGACAAUUCAGAUAAGGAAACACGACGGCAACAUCGUACAACAAUGCCGCCACCGAAAACUAACAGAAAACUAACAAGUGCACCGACAAAAACAAACAUUUCGCCGCGAAGUCAGUCCGUCUAUGUGUCACCUGUUGUACGGCAUUAUACGGACAGUGAAGAUGACAGUGGGGCCAGUGCAACAAACAGUUUAAAUAAGACAUUCUCGAAUGCACAGAUCAGUAAUAAGAACAACCGAAGUUAUAUUCGUGGACGAACGUCACAAAAUUUCAUCAGCGGCUACGACAGGUCCAGCACGUCCAGCAAUACAAGUUUAUCGAAAUCGCGCGAACACUUAGCAACUUCUAAUGGUCAUAGCGAUGACUUGUUUUCGGAUUAUUCACAUGGACUUUCGACGCAUUACCCACGAUCCACUCUAUCCACAUCUUCACUAUCGCCGCGUCGUUUAACUCAAACAAUCAAUGCAUCACCAAUUCGAUCACGACACUUCAACGAAACAUUUGCUUCCGGACCCAGUGAAUCCAAUAUUGUUCAUCAGGCUGACCGUCAACCAGUUCGAACUUCCGUUUCGAUCGGAACGGCAUUGUCCAGUUUCUUCACAAAAUUGAAUGAACAAUUCAGCAUCAUCCUGGGACUGUUUGUCGUAUUUUUUGCUGUCGUCGCAAUCAUUUACAUUUCAAUCAGUCCAGAUUUGGCGAGCACGGUGAACGUACAAGAAGCUGUUUACAAUUUGUGUUCGAACGAUCAUCUGGAUUCGAAAGGGGUGAUGUGCAUUCACACCGAUGACAUAAACUCAACAUUGAAUUUAAUCAAAAUGACGGCAACGGAGCUACAGAAACGGAUGGAACUGAACAAGUGCAAAGAUUCGUCGAUUCCAUUCACAAUGAGUGCGAAAGAAGUGGUGAACAAUGCCAUGCAAAAGUCAUCCAAUUAUCCGUUGAUAACGCUAAUCAAUGACCUGCAUAACAUGGAAUAUUUGAUCAAAAUGAAUCCACAGUGGAGCAUCGCAAACUGUGACUCAAACGGCUACAAUUUGAGCUUCGAUGAUGUGGUUGAAUUGCGUCACAAACAAUCCAAUUACUUUGUGAUAUUAAAACCGCGUCUGCCAUUCAUGUGUUCAUUGUACAAUAAAAUGGGGGUCUUUUUCACGAUCAUUGGAUGGAUCGGACUGAUUUCAUCGGUUGUCUAUAGUGUCUACGUCAUUUAUCGAAUGAUUGUGAAUUACAUCCAGUCGAAUAGAGACAAAAAGAAUCUGUUAAUAGCCGAUAUCAUAACGGCUGUAAUGGAGAAAGCCGAAGAUGAUCCAACAAAUCCACUGGUCGUGGUGAACCAUUUGCGUGACAAAUUGCUGUCAGCUCCAGCCCGUUCGAAUUUGGAAUGGGCCUGGGAUCAGGCCAUCGAUUAUUUGGAAAAUCACGAUAGUCGCAUCAAAUUCGAGAUCGGUUGCCGAAACGGUGAAGAUUGCCGGUUAAUGAAAUGGGUGGACACGGCCGCAAGUUCUGGGGGAAAGCGUGCAUUCGCUAAGAAAUGGCAAUGUUCAGCCUACGAUAAAUUGAACAAAAUAAAAGAUCCGCCGACGCAGUGUCUGAAGAUUCGUCAAAUGUUCGAGAAGCACGAGGUGAACAAUCCCAACUUGAAGCAGAUCGUUACGGAUGCCCUGUUGGAAAAGGCUGAAAACAAAUGCAAAAUACACGACAUUGAACUGGACUUGAAUACGUGUUGUGUGUACGUCCGAUGUGCUACACCCGCCGAUGCAGGCAUGGUACACGACCUCGUCAACGGAUGGUGGUUCGACGGUCGUUUGGUAUCGAUUAAAUUUUUGCGCAUUGAACGAUACUUGAGUCGGUUUCCGCAUUCAACGGGAGUGGCCCUGCUGCAGCCAUCAAACACGAAUAACUUAUCAAUGUCCUAUUGCGUAGAAGAAAGUGGUCGUGCUCGUCCUCAAGGGUCUGCCGAUGAUGACUAGUGAUUAGUUAGUUGUAACUUUAGGCAUUUUUUUUUUGUUGUUGUUUUAAACUAACGUUCAGUUAUCAUGAGAAAAAAUUACAUUUCUGUUGUCAUUGGACAAAUUAUUUUUGAGGAAAAGAAAGGCUUUUGUCGCAACAUUUUAUUGAACGACAAGGAGCUAAUUGAUCUAAUUGUAAAUGUGCUAUCGAAGCAGCAACAGUCGGGGAACGGAACCGAUAAAAUCAGACUUUUUCUUUACUUUAAUUCAUCUUUUUUUUUUCUUGAGGUUUUGAAUUGUUAAUUAGCGUUUAGAGUAACAAAACUUUGAAGUUGAUUUUGAGAAACAUAUGUACUGACAAUUUCGAGAUUCAUCUCAAUAUUAUGUCAUUUCUAACUGUUAAAGCCUUAGAUAAAUAAUGUUUUACAUGAA